Messenger RNA from Argiope bruennichi, 1395 nucleotides. RefSeq lists its product as uncharacterized. Lineage: Eukaryota; Metazoa; Arthropoda; Arachnida; Araneae; Araneidae. Bases 1 to 1395 code for a protein of 464 amino acids. The record is from RefSeq and is a predicted model, not a curated record. The transcript has a single exon. Gene Ontology annotation, biological process: DNA integration. Gene Ontology annotation, molecular function: nucleic acid binding.
AUGGUUCAAGAGGAUUGCUUUGUAGACGAGAGAGAUAAUAAAUUAAAAACUUUAGGAGUAUUUAAGGAUCAGAGUGGAAUCCUCAGACUGAAAACGAAACUUACCUUUCGACAGGAUUCAGAAGAGUUUAAAACUCCAGCUAUUCUUCCGUCCGAUCAUGAGGUGGUCAAGAGAUUAAUACGAUAUUAUCACGAGAAAAAUGCACAUGCUGGUACCCAAAUUUUAAUAAAUAUUCUUCGAGAGAGAUUUUGGCUUCUUAAUGCUCGAAAAACGGUGAGAUCUCGGAUUAAUAAGUGCACCGUAUGUAGAAGAUUUUCUGCAAAAAGCGUGCAAGUUUGCACAGCAAACCCUCCAAACGACAGACUCCGAGAAGCGGCUGUAUUUGAAAUUUGUGGCAUUGAUUUUGCUGGUCCAGUGAUCAUAAAAGGUAACACCAAAUCCUGGAUUUGCUUAUUCACCUGCGCCGUAUACAGGGCAGUGCAUCUAGAAUUGGUUGAGUCCAUGUCUACUGAGAGUUUUUUACUAGCCCUUAGAAGAUUUAUAUCCCGCAGAGGAAGAAGUAAAAUAAUUGAAUGUGACAACGGAACUAACUUUGUAGGAGCUUCAAAUGCGCUACGAGAUCUAAACUGGAAGCAGAUUAUUGAUGAUACAUCUAUAUCACCAAUUCAAUGGAAGUUUAAUCCACCAACUGCCUCAUGGUGGGGAGGUUGGUGGGAGAGAUUAAUAGGUAUUCCCAAGAGUUUACUGAGGCGAGUACUAGGAAGAGCUUCUUUAACUUCCGAAGAAAUGAUCGCCAUUCUCUGCGACUGUGAAGCAGUGAUCAACUCCCGUCCAUUGACCUAUGUUACUGAAAAUGUUACUUUGAUGCCUUUAAGUCCAUCUCUAUUUCUUCAAGACAUUCAAACAAGUGGUGUUCCUGAUCUUGAUGAUAUUGGACACAGAAGUCUGAAUAAACGAGUCAAAUACAGAGAAAACUUACAAAAGGAUCUGCGAAAAAGAUUUAGAUCAGAAUAUCUAGGAGCACUUAUUCAAAAAUCGGAUAAGACAAGAUCAGUGAAAGUGAAUAUCGGUGAUGUUGUAUUGAUAGGAAGUGACAACACCAAGCGACUGAAUUGGCCACUGGGAAAGAUAAUAGAGAUUAUUCCAGGUCAAGAUGGAGUAACAAGACUUGUGAGACUUAAAACGGCAAAUGGAGAAUUACUAAGACCAACUCAGAGACUGUAUCCACUAGAAGUCUCUAAUGAUGAUCUUAUUGUUGAGAACUUUCCAACUAAAAAGUUGGAAACUUGUAAAGAGUCUGGUUCUAACAAUGUGUGUGAUGUAAGCUUUGAGCCACAGUUUCAAAAAACUAGAGCAGGUCGUACGGUCAAAAUACCUAAAAGACUGGACUUGUGA